Molecule: messenger RNA, 465 nt
Organism: Colletotrichum karsti
Lineage: Eukaryota; Fungi; Ascomycota; Sordariomycetes; Glomerellales; Glomerellaceae
Exons: 3
Coding region: 1-465 (154 amino acids)
Cellular component (GO): membrane
Source: RefSeq, a predicted model, not a curated record
AUGUCCUUCGGUCUUGAUCUCGCCCAAAAGGGCCUGUCUCUGUACACCAUUCCCUUCGCCCUGCUGUCCAUCAUGGGCGCCCACGGCUACGCCUCCGCGCUUGCGGGGAAAAGCUACGACCCUGCGACCCCUCGACAACUUCAGUCCGUCCUCGCCUCUGACGAAAAGAUGGACAAGAUUGUAAAGGCUCGGAUUCAGCGUGCGCAGGCGGCUGCUCAGAACGGCUUCGAGAGUCUUGGUCUCUAUGCUGCCGGCGUGGUCGCCGCCAACGUGGCCGGCGUAGACCCGCGUUCCGUCAAUCUCAUCUCCUUCGGCUAUAUUGGCUGCCGCGUCUUGUACAACAUCAUUUACAUUCGUCUGCAGGACAACCGUGCCUGGGCCCCAAUUCGCAGUCUGGUUUGGACGACCAGUAUUGGUCUUAUCUUUACCUCGUAUAUCAUGGCGGCACGACAAUGGGCCGCUUAA